CAGUCAGUGGGUGAAAGGUGCAGUAUGAAGACGGACGUAGUUCCUCUUGUGGCCGCUCUUGUGGGGGCGCUGCUGCCUCUUGCUACCGCCCAAAUAGCAUAUUGUCCAGCCCCGUACAUCCUGAUUGGCGGUGAAGCGUGCUUGUAUAUCCCAGGUGGAACCUACACUUGGGAUGGGGCGAGGGACCUGUGCCACACCAUCACUGUAGCCUCACCAUACAGCAGCCAUCUUGCGGAAAUAGAAUCGUGUAACGUGCUCUCCAGCCUCUGGAACUACAUUAAAUACAAACUCGAGAGGCCGGGAAAUUACUGGAUAGGAGGCUCAGACAGCGGCUCAGAGGGCACUUGGUACUGGGAGAGGACUACGCAGCCCGACGUGCCGAAGGGCGCUCCAUUCUGGUUCACCGAAGAACCCGACGGAGACGACCUGGAGAACCACCUUGUCGUGGCCACCAAUGGCUUCUUCGCCGACGGGCAGGGCGACCAGCUGUACGGCGUUAUCUGUCAGGCAAUAAUAUAAGAAGAGACAGGAGACGUGGGAAGGCGCAGGUAUCGAUGGCGCAGCUGAGCAAGAGACGGCAACUCCAAGAGUUUUGAUACAAUGGCGUCGCUGUGGUGAUACGACCUCCAAGACGCCCUCGGAGACCUGCUCUGACUUUUCAAUAUGAGCUAUUCCACUCCUCACGACCCUUCAGCGGCAGCCAGCGGUGUAGCAGUGCUGACUUGAGCAUGUAAUUUGAAAUAAUAUUUACUAUA
Molecule: messenger RNA, 755 nt
Organism: Procambarus clarkii (red swamp crayfish)
Lineage: Eukaryota; Metazoa; Arthropoda; Malacostraca; Decapoda; Cambaridae
Source: RefSeq, a predicted model, not a curated record